This is a messenger RNA of Aphanomyces astaci, 2677 nucleotides long. RefSeq lists its product as hypothetical. NCBI's taxonomy places the organism in Eukaryota, Oomycota, Saprolegniomycetes, Saprolegniales, Verrucalvaceae. The record is from RefSeq and is a predicted model, not a curated record. Bases 48 to 1016 code for a protein of 322 amino acids. The transcript has 2 exons.
UCCGGAUAACGUUCGUUAAUCUGACAAACGAAAAGGCCGCACGCACAAUGAUGGCUCCAGUCGGCGUGAUUAACUCGCAAUGGCACGACGUGGAAGCGGUGCAGCGCCUGGUACUAAGCUUCCUCAGUCCAAUUGACCUUGUUCGCAUGUCAUCCUUAAACAAAUCCUUCCAUCGCUCUACCAUGCACUCGCAGAGUCUAAUCCUCACUGGCGACGACGAUGCUCGACUGGCGCGGUGUGGCUAUGGCCAAUUGGUCCCAUACUUUCACCACUCACGCACGCUCCGCGUCAGUCUAUCGUUCGCGCUGCCGAAUGAGCUGCUUCAUCUCACGAGAUUCCGCCAACUCGAGGACGUGUCGUUGGUGGACGUGGCCUCACUGGGCGACCGUCACCUGGCAUCGUUGACCACCCACGCAGAAAAGUUGAAACGGUUGCAUGUUGAUGGCUGCCACGAGUUGGUGUGUCCGCCGCUUUCUCUACCCGCAGCAACGCAACUCAAGUUCUCCAACAACCUCAAGCUCCAAAGUCUGGCGAUCGAGUCGCCUUGUACGUCGUUAUCCAAGGUGCACAUCACGUCCUGUCCUUCGUUUGUCGCCUUCAAUACCCUCAUGGCGGCGGCUCCAAACGUCCACACUGCCGACUUUACGCAGUCCAAUGGCCUUGUCCGGUUUCACUGCCAGCUCACGUGGCAGCACCUGCGAACGUUGGUUCUAGAUCGGUGUGCCCAGUUGGCGUACUUGGAGGUUCAAGCCCCAGCGCUGACCUCCAUCCGCGUCCACCACUGCGCGCGGCUCCAUCAAGCCAUCCUAUGCUCAGACAAACUUCGGUCUGCCGACUUUUCGCUCUUGCCAGCCCUCCAAACUCUGUACCUGGAUUGUCCGCAACUGAUACGACUUAACGUGACAGGGUCGUACGCGCUUCAAUCGACCGGAGUCACGUUGGAAUGUCCAUUGCUCACGUCCAAUAAGUUUCACCGAGAUGGUGUUCCGGCAUUCCAAGCCGUUGUAUUUCGAUAAGUCAGUGUGUCCUGCUCAGGUCUAUUCAUCCCCCUCAAAGCGAUCGAGCUUUGCCCUUUUGAUACCGUAAUGUUUCACAUUGCCUCUUAUAAAUGCGAUAAAUAUAGAGUCGCCUUUGCACCUCCUAUUGGUACAACUCUAACGACUACCUGGACUGCUAAUGUCCAUGCAUCAAAUAGCUGCCUUUAGACGUGAAAAAGCUGAAUCACUUCGCGAACGUCGGCGCGACAGACGGGACAUUGCAGGGACGACUGCUUCAUGUGGUCAGCGCAUCGCAUGCACACGGCCGCGUGGCCGCACGGUACGCAGACGGCAUUUUGGGGGCCGUCAAAGCAGACGACGCAUUCUCCAGGCACGGAAGUCUCUAGGGGAGCAGCCACGUCAUGGUCGUCCAAAGGAGGUGCCGACGCAGGCGGAGCGUAGACAAAGCUGUCGUCGAGGGGUUUGGGCUGGGGAAACAAGGGAGUGGUCUGGGCCACGGGGGGACUCGGACCGUGAACUUGGGGUGCCACCGUAAACUCGACGGACGAAUUGGUCAGCAGUUGCGAGUCCACAAGCGAGUUGGCUGCGCCGCCUCCGGUCAAAAACGCCGCCCACGCGUGGAAGCUGGCUUGGUCCGGGGCCGCAAGUUCGCGAGCGUGGAGUGCACCCACAAUACCCGCGCCCUUCUUGCGCGCGCCGUGCACUUUGAAUGCCCACGGCUUCGAGUCGAACAAUUUGGCUUUUGUGUGCAACGUCACUGGGGACGGCACGUGCAGCAUGAAGGUGGACGUAGGGAGCGGCGAGCGCUGGCCUUGGACGACGUCGAAGAACGCCAUCUCCAGAAACUGCGGCGAACCCACGCGCAGGAUGAUGACGUAGCGGUUGGCCCACGACUGCAGCGACGACAGACCGAGGAUCGAUGACCCGAUGUUGUCUACGCUCUCGUACACCCAGCCUUGGAACACCUGGAUGCGGGUCUCCAACAGGUGCACACAGCCAGACGCAUUGGGCACCUUGUUCUCGACACUCCGCCGCGCCACUUCUAGCGGUGACAGCCCGCGAGAGUUUUGGAUGUACGGACUCACGCCGGGAAGCGACAUGAGGAAUUCGAUGACGCCGAUCGCGCCUUCUUGGCACGCGUAGUGCAGCGGUGUGUUGCCUUUCGAGUCGACGGCGUCGAUGAACGCGCCAUGUUGAAGCAGCACUUGUACACACAGCACAUGGCCUUGGGAACUGGCCAUGAUGAGCGGAGUCCGACCGCGGGAGUCCUUGUACUCGAGCAGCUUUGGACGCAUCUCCGGCGUCGACCCGUCCAGGAUCUGGAGAAGCGUUUGAACGUCGUUCUUCUUGGCGCACUCGUACACCAUGUCCGUGUUGACGCCGAACGUGUCCUUGACCCACUGCACAAUGUCUCCGAGUUUGAACGCAGACGGCGCAGGCGCCGGUGUUGGGGCUGGAUGGCGCAACGAAGCUUCCAUCUCGGCCGCGCGCUGCUGCAUGCGCUGUCCAAAGCGCUCGGCAUGCUGGCCAAGUCGGUUGGCGUGCUGCUCAAUUGUCUUGGUCGACGCUUCCACGGUCUUGACAAAUUGAUCCAUGUGGUUUUCUGUGGUACGAGGGAAAUGCCAGAAUGGCGCAUCGCUGAAUACAAGACUCGGCCAUACAAUGCUGGUAAAAAUGGC